AUGCGCCCGCGCGCGGCUUCUUCGUACGGUAUCUCCGGAGUUGCCUGCAGCUGUUUCGCCUCGGCGCCCGUGUUUUGGGAGCACGUAGACCUAACGCUUCCAUAUCAGCUGGUCUCCUUGGCGAAACAUACCCGCGAGUACCAAACCGUGGCGAAUUACGUGCAACACGAGGGAAUGCUGGGGAAAUCUAUUGUGUCGAUCAGGAGGAUACAGAAUAUGGACCUUUGGGAACUGUAUUGUAGAAAAACCCAGCAGCUGAUGAGGAUCCAUCGCGUGACAAAAGUGCAAGAGCGACGACUUUUUCACGGGACCGAGAGCGGCAAUAUCGACGGCAUCUGCAAGUACAACUUCGACAUGCGUUUAGUCGGACGGCGGCACGGACACGCUUACGGCAAAGGGAUCUACUUCGCAAAAUUCGCAAGUCAGGCGGCUAAAUACAGUAAACGUUCGCCGGGAGACUGCGGUCACGGGGAGCUCUUGAUGGCUCGGGUGCUGAUCGGACGACCGACGCUGGGGGCGAAGGAAAAGCUGAAACCGGACCACGGAGCCCUUGAAACGACUCACGACAGCUGCGUAGACAAUAUAGCAAAUCCCCGGGUGUAUGUGAUUUUUGAUUCGAAUCAAAUAUACCCCGAGUAUUUGAUAGAAUAUAGAGUCUGA
This is a messenger RNA of Monopterus albus (swamp eel), 660 nucleotides long. RefSeq names its product poly [ADP-ribose] polymerase 11-like. The transcript has 5 exons. Gene Ontology annotation, molecular function: NAD+ poly-ADP-ribosyltransferase activity. The coding region runs from base 1 to 660 and encodes 219 amino acids. The record is from RefSeq and is a predicted model, not a curated record. NCBI's taxonomy places the organism in Eukaryota, Metazoa, Chordata, Actinopteri, Synbranchiformes, Synbranchidae. Gene Ontology annotation, cellular component: nucleus.